Molecule: messenger RNA, 980 nt
Organism: Cornus florida
Lineage: Eukaryota; Viridiplantae; Streptophyta; Magnoliopsida; Cornales; Cornaceae
Product: classical arabinogalactan protein 9
Exons: 2
Coding region: 130-780 (216 amino acids)
Cellular component (GO): plasma membrane
Source: RefSeq, a predicted model, not a curated record
UUUCUCUAUCUCUCAGCCGCUCGAUCACACACACACACUCUCUCUCUCUAAAACACUCUCUUUCGCUCUCUACCUUGCAGUGCGCAGGUUAAGGUGGGAGAGAGUGCGCAGGUUAAGGUGGGAGUCACGAUGGAUCGUCAAGCUGCGUUUAUGAUAGGUUUUAUCUGCAUUGUCGUCGCCGGCGUCGGAGGUCAAGGUCCGGCGACAUCUCCUACUGCAACUCCGGCACCUCCGACUCCGACUACACCGACAGCCUCUCCUCCAACCACCACCACAACUCCACCACCCACAACCGCUCCUCCAACUCCCACGCCUCCAGCGCCGGUCUCCACUCCUCCUGCUGCUACGCCGCCGCCAGUGAGCUCACCACCACCAGUGAGCUCGCCGCCACCAGUGAGCGCACCGCCUCCUGCCGUUCCUCCUCCGGCUGUCCCUCCUCCAGCGGUUCCCCCUCCAGUACCGACUACUCCUCCGCCGUCUCCUCCACCUCCGAUGCCGGCACCUCCACCACCGGCCGUUCCCUCACCUGCUCCUCUCGCUGCUCCUCCUGCUUUGGUACCGACUACCGCUCCCACUCCGAGCACGCCCAUAGCUCCUUCGCCGUCGCUUUUGAGUCCACCUUCGCCUCCUACGGGGGCACCGGGACCGAGUCUGGUGGUGGGGACUACUUCGCCGGCACCAUCUGCUUCCGAUCAGAGCGGAGCAGAAAUGAUGUUGUCCAUGCAAAAGAUGAUCGGGAGCUUGAUCUUCGGAUGGGGUGUCCUCUGUUUGCUACUCUAGAGAGAUUUCCCUCUCACAUUGCCUCCUGGCCAUAUUUCAUGUGUUAUUUACUUAUUUACUUUUGACUACAUAUAUUACUUGGCUGUAUUUGGACUACUACUACACAUUCAGUUGGAUUCUUUGUGAGAUUUUCGAGAGGAGCCUUUUGUACUGAGAGAUUAUUAUUGUUAUUUUGAAUGGGACUAUUGUAGUUUCCUCUC